Entrophospora candida is the source of this 1746-nucleotide messenger RNA. The record is from the annotation of a GenBank genome assembly. NCBI's taxonomy places the organism in Eukaryota, Fungi, Glomeromycota, Glomeromycetes, Entrophosporales, Entrophosporaceae.
AUGACAAAUUUACAAACUUCAACCAAUACUUCAACAAAUACUUCAACAAUUGCAAUUGGUUACUAUAAUUCACAAGAAGAUCUUGAUUCUAUAACGACAGUUUCAAAAUCUAGAGAAUUCGGUUAUGAUUUUGUUGUCUUGCCUUUAACAAAUACAAAUUAUAAAAGAUUUUUAUUUGAAAAUGUUAAUCAUAAUAACAAAGAAACUGUUGGACUGGAGAAAUGGAGAAAUGGAAUGCCAUUAACUUUAGAUGAUUUAGUAAUUAAAACAGCCGGGAAAAUUCCAGAAUGGAUAAAUUUAGAUUCAUCUGAUCAAAAUAUUCGAAUAAAUUCUGAAAUAGCUUUAAAACAGCAAUUGUCAUGGGCAAUUCAUUUAGGACUCACAGCAGUUUUAAUACCAUUUCCAUCAGAAUUAUUGUUUAAUUAUGCCAGAUGCUUAAAUUCAAUUUUUAGUGGAUUACUUUAUACUCAAAUUUGGAUUAAGAUCCCAUUGACUAUUGAUGAUAGUAAUGAUAGAAUUGUUACAUGGGAAAGAUGGAAUAAAAUCAGAACACUUUGUGAUCAUCAUUUCAAAUUAAACAUUGCUUUAGAAUUAACAGCAAAUUUACCUGAUGAACAUUUAAUUGAAAAAUGGUAUGCAGAACCACUCAAAGCUGUAAUAUUGCCCAUAAAAAUAUUUUUAAAAAAUGCCAAAGGAUAUCCUGUAUUAAAUCAACAACAAAUCACAAAUGAAGAAUUAUCGAAUUAUCAUGAAUAUUUAAGAUAUUUAAAUCAAUCAUCGACUUACGAGACAUUUGAAAAAGAUCCUAUAAAAUAUCAACUUUAUGAAAAGGCAAUUUAUCACGCAUUGCUUGACCGAGUUCCAUUUGAAUCUGAUGAAGUCACUGUUAUAAUGGUAGUAGGCGCAGGCCGUGGUCCAUUAGUGACGAAAAGUUUGAUUGCUGCAGAAAAGGCAAAAAGAAAAAUUAAAGUUUAUGCGGUUGAAAAAAACCCUAAUGCAUUUGUAGUAUUACAAAAUAAAAAAUUGGAAACUUGGGGUGAUGAAGUAGAAAUUGCUGAUAUAAUGGUGAGUGAAUUGUUAGGUUCAUUUGGCGAUAACGAAUUGUCACCCGAGUGUUUGGAUGGUGCACAAAAAUUCUUAAAAUCUGAUGGUAUAUCGAUACCAUCAUCAUAUACAACUUACAUUGCACCAUUAUCAUCACACAAGCUUUAUAAUGAAGUAGCAUCAUAUAAAGAUUUAGUGCACUUUGAAACACCUUACGUUGUAAUGUUUCAACAAGUUAAUUUAUUAUCCGAUCCGAAAGAAUUAUGGAAUUUUCAUCAUCCAAAUAAAAAUAUAAAAUUUAAUAAUCAUGAUAGUCCAAUCAAUAAUUAUCAUAAUACAAGAUAUACAAAAUUAUCAUUUAAUAUAAGUAGUAAUAGUAUCUUGCAUGGUAUUGCUGGAUAUUUUGAAUCAAUAUUAUACAAGAACAUUGUCAUGAGCAUAAAUCCUUCAACUUAUUCCGAAGGAAUGUUUAGUUGGUUUCCAAUCUUUUUUCCUUUAAAGACACCAAUCUAUUUACCAAAAAAUUCAAAUUUAGAUAUACAUUUCUGGAGAUUGACAAACAAUAAAAAAGUUUGGUACGAAUGGUCAACCGAUUCCCAAUUAUUAUUAAAUAAAAAUGAUAAAGACGAGGAAAAUAAAAUCAAUUUAGACUCUUCGAUCAUUCAUAAUGUCGAGGGAAGAUCAAGUUGGAUUGGAUUAUAA